Molecule: messenger RNA, 1353 nt
Organism: Cotesia congregata
Lineage: Eukaryota; Metazoa; Arthropoda; Insecta; Hymenoptera; Braconidae
Source: the annotation of a GenBank genome assembly
AUGUCUCUUAUGACUCUUCGUCUGGCUGCAGCUGUGGCAAAACAACUGCCAAAUGCAACUGUACAGAUCAAAUUGCCAGCCGCUGCUAUUGCCUCUCGCAAAUACCAUGUUUCGUGCAGCCGACGAUCAGCUGAAAUUUCUGCCAUCUUGGAGGAAAGAAUUAUGGGAUCAGCCCCAAAGGCUAAUCUCGAAGAAACUGGUCGUGUACUGAGUAUUGGAGAUGGUAUCGCCCGUGUAUAUGGUUUGAAGAACAUCCAGGCCGAUGAGAUGGUGGAGUUCAGCUCGGGUUUGAAGGGUAUGGCCUUGAAUUUGGAACCUGACAACGUCGGUAUUGUCGUCUUCGGUAAUGACAGGAACAUCUCUGAGGGUGACAUUGUAAAACGUACCGGAGCCAUCGUAGAUGUUCCAGUAGGUGACCAACUUUUGGGGCGUGUUGUUGAUGCUUUAGGUAAUCCUAUUGAUGGCAAAGGUCCAUUGAACAACAAAUUGAGGUUCCGUAUUGGUACCAAAGCUCCUGGCAUUAUUCCGAGACUGGAAAAACCGCUCUGGCAAUUGACACUAUCAUCAACCAGAAGCGUUUUAACGACGCUGGUGAAGAGAAGAAGAAGCUGUACUAGAUCCACAGUAGCCCAGAUCGUAAAGAGAUUGACAGACAGCGGUGCCAUUGGCUACACCAUCAUCGUGUCAGCUACCGCCUCCGACGCGGCUCCUCUCCAAUACCUCGCUCCUUACUCCGGAUGCGCCAUGGGAGAGUUCUUCCGUGACAACGGCAAGCACGCCCUCAUCAUCUACGACGAUUUGUCCAAGCAAGCUGUCGCUUACCGUCAAAUGUCUCUGCUGUUGAGAAGACCUCCAGGUCGUGAGGCCUACCCUGGUGACGUAUUCUACCUCCACUCUCGUCUUCUCGAGAGAGCAGCCAAGAUGAACCAGACUCUUGGAGGUGGUUCUCUCACUGCCUUGCCUAUCAUUGAGACCCAGGCCGGUGAUGUGUCUGCCUACAUUCCCACGAACGUAAUCUCCAUCACUGACGGACAGAUUUUCUUGGAGACCGAGUUGUUCUACAAGGGUAUCCGACCAGCCAUCAACGUCGGUCUCUCUGUAUCCCGUGUAGGAUCUGCUGCUCAGACCAAAGCCAUGAAGCAGGUCGCUGGUUCCAUGAAAUUGGAGUUGGCUCAGUACCGUGAGGUCGCUGCCUUCGCCCAGUUCGGUUCCGAUUUGGAUGCUGCCACUCAGCAACUUCUUAACCGUGGUGUCCGACUUACUGAACUCCUUAAGCAAGGACAGUACGUACCCAUGGCUAUUGAAGAACAAGUAGCUGUUAUCUACUGCGGUGUCCGUGGCACUACAACUUGA